AUGUGUCCAGAAUCAGAAGCUGGGUUGGUUAGGACAUAUGCUGUAGCACCCUUUCGGUGCCUAGCUGCCAUGUUACCAGAAGGAGGCACGAGGGCUAGAAUACGGCCAGGUUACCCAGGCCUAGACAGGAGAAGUCGAGAGGCGGGGGGCGGGUUCGAACCCUGGAUCUUCCCAUCAGUAAAUUCGCGCUCUAACCGCUGA
Opisthorchis viverrini is the source of this 201-nucleotide messenger RNA. RefSeq lists its product as hypothetical. NCBI's taxonomy places the organism in Eukaryota, Metazoa, Platyhelminthes, Trematoda, Opisthorchiida, Opisthorchiidae. The record is from RefSeq and is a predicted model, not a curated record. The coding region runs from base 1 to 201 and encodes 66 amino acids. The transcript is spliced from 2 exons.